GCGCUGCAAGUUUUGCCUGGUCUCCGUUUUCAUUCCAAGGAUGAGGCUUGUGAGGUUCUUGAUGAAGCUGAGCAACGAGAGCGUGGUGGUCGAGCUCAAGAACAGCACUGUUGUGCAGGGGACAAUUACCGGUGUCGACAUGUCCAUGAACGUGCACAUGAAGAAUAUCAAGUUCACGGUGAAGGGGAAGCCGCCCGUGUCGAUGGACCACCUGACGAUCAGGGGCAACAACGUGCGGUACGUCAUCCUGCCGGACAGCAUUCCCCUCGACACCCUGCUCGUGGAUGAUGCCAAGCGCUUGCCGAAGGUCAAGUCUUUGGCUGGCCGGGGCCGUGGUAGGGGACGCGGCCGCGGCAUCAAGAAGAAGUGA
This is a messenger RNA of Symbiodinium necroappetens, 370 nucleotides long. NCBI's taxonomy places the organism in Eukaryota, Dinophyceae, Suessiales, Symbiodiniaceae. The record is from the annotation of a GenBank genome assembly.